This is a messenger RNA of Onychostoma macrolepis, 1928 nucleotides long. RefSeq names its product C3a anaphylatoxin chemotactic receptor-like. Gene Ontology annotation, cellular component: plasma membrane. Gene Ontology annotation, molecular function: complement component C5a receptor activity; G protein-coupled receptor activity. The transcript is spliced from 2 exons. Bases 105 to 1082 code for a protein of 325 amino acids. Gene Ontology annotation, biological process: positive regulation of cytosolic calcium ion concentration; phospholipase C-activating G protein-coupled receptor signaling pathway; inflammatory response. The record is from RefSeq and is a predicted model, not a curated record. Lineage: Eukaryota; Metazoa; Chordata; Actinopteri; Cypriniformes; Cyprinidae.
AAAAAAACAAAAAACAUUCUUCACUAGAACAUUCGACUGUGAACUUGAUAACUGUGAAUCAUCACAGACAAACCAGGAUAAACCGGACACUUCAGUAACAGAAAAUGAACCAGACGAACUGUACAAGUGGAGGUGACUUUCAGUGUUGUUUUAAUGAAACAGCGAUCAAUUCCAUGAGAGUGAGUUCUCUGGUCUUCAACUACCUGACCUUGAUCGUCGGCGUUCCUGGAAAUGCAUUUGUUUUGUAUGUUGCUGGAUUGAAGAUGAAGAGGACUGUUAAUUCAGUAGGGUUUCUCAAUCUAGCGAUUGCUGACCUCUUGUGCUGCCUUUCCACUCUUUACUAUUUGGCACAAAGUUCUCAUUUUGAUGACUGUCCGUAUGGAUCCAUCAUAUGCAAGAUUCUCCACUUCAUUAUGCUCAUCAACAUGUUUGCCAGCGUUUUCACACUGAGCUUGAUUAGUCUGGAUCGGUUUACUCAGGUGAUCACACCGGUUUGGGCUCAAAAUCAUCGCAGCCUGUUCAUCGCACGACUGUCCUGCGCAGUGGCCUGGAUUCUGGCUUCAGUUCUUAGUCUGCCUUUUAUGAUGUUAAGAGAGACUUACACAGAAAAUAAAACAUUCUGCCUGCAUUUUCAACAUGAUGACAAUUUUAAAUUGUAUAGAAGGUUAAGCAUCGCCAGAUUUGUGUUUGGCUUUUUGGUUCCUCUCGUAUGCAUCACAACAUGCUACGGAUUCAUCGCACGCAAGUUAGGCAGGAGUCAUUUUCACUCUGGACGAGCGUUUCGCAUCAUGUUGGCUGUAAUGGUGGCCUUUUUUCUCUGCUGGUUGCCGUAUCACAUAGUGCGUUUGAUAAAAAUAUACAGAGAGAAAUCAAGUUGUUUGGCAGCCUUGGCAGUGGAUCCGUUGGCUGUCUCUUUGGCGUAUUUCAACAGCUGUCUGAACCCCGUUCUGUAUGUUUUUAUGGGGCAGGAUUUUAAGAGCAAUGUUAAACUUUCUCUAAGACGUGUUUUUGAAAGAGUUUUCUCUGAGGAGGGAUCACAAGCGUCACGAUCCACACAGACACAACACAUGCACUCAGUGUAGUGAAGACAUCAACUCAUUUAUUCAUUCUUUUUUCUAUGCCAGUUCUUUGCGUUUUCAGUCAAGACUCUUUCCACUUUUUGUGUGUGACUUGCAUGACCAAAUACUUUUUGGGUUCACUGUAGUUUGAUAACUAAUUUAUUCAGUGUCUUUUCUGAUUAGAUAUUCUCAGAAUAAUUGCCUGUUUAAAUACUCUUGUCAAGUAUCUUAACAAAAAUGGUUAUUUCUUUUAAAACUGAAACUUAAUAUGAAAAACAACAUGGCACAAACAAUUUAUUUUGACACCUCCACUCUUUUGCUUUUGUUUCCUUUAUUUCUUUUUUGGGGUCAGGAAGUUAUGAAACUCAUUUAGAGAGUUGUUUUUUUCUAAAAACAUUUUUCUUUUUUUCUUAUUGUUCUCAAACAUCUACAAUGAAACCGAGAUACAAUAAAGAAGUAACAGUGUUUUAUUUUACAAUGUUUUUGAUAUUCUUAAUUAGUCAUGGUUUUUUUGAGACAGAUGCUGUAAGUUUUGAGGAAGUUAAUGGUGUGUCUGCUGGUAGGAUGUGGUCUGCUGGCACUUAUCUUGAUGUCUGUGAAUAUUCUGUGUCUUAAAUGCAAAAUCUACAGUAUACUAAUAUACAGUAUUACAAGCAAUACUAAUGUCUUGUGUGUGUAACAUCAAUCCAGAUUGUAAUGCUAUUAUGUAUUAUGCUCUUUAUUGCUCUUUAUUCAAUAACUUAAUAGUUUUGUUAAACUAUAGAUUUCCUAUUCUAUAUUUUUAUGCCACAUAUGACAUGACUGUAGAGCAUAUAUUCUCUAAAAUAUGUACUGCCGCUCAAAAGUUUGGCAUGAGUAAGAUUUUUAAUG